Molecule: messenger RNA, 1450 nt
Organism: Diospyros lotus (date-plum)
Lineage: Eukaryota; Viridiplantae; Streptophyta; Magnoliopsida; Ericales; Ebenaceae
Product: UPF0496 protein At1g20180-like
Exons: 3
Coding region: 210-1301 (363 amino acids)
Source: RefSeq, a predicted model, not a curated record
UUCAUGCUGGAGAAGCAAUUUUCUUUCUCUUUCUCUUUCCAGAGAGCUAUCCAGAAAUUAAACGAAGCGUCAAACACAAUUGAUCCACAACUGCAUGCCUUUUGGCGGCGGCUUUAAAUUUAAGAUCCAUUUCCAUGCAUUUUGCCAGCCCAGCCAACUCAUCAUGAUCUUCUGCGUUGUUUAGCUAAUUAACAGCUAGCUCGAUCGAGAUGUGGCCAAAAUUCGGAUCUAAUUCAAACAUCAAAAGUGAUGGCAAGGAAAUAGAGAGGGAAUUGGAAGCCCGCAUAAGCCUAAGCGUCAACGAAGAAUACCUUUCUGCGUUUAGAACCAAAUCUUACGCCGAUUUCUUCACCAAAGCUCAUGUACUGGCCGCCGAGGCUGUGCCAUCGUCCGAAACGCUCCUCCUCGAGCCGGGCCAAGACGCCGUAGCCGCGAUUCUGGAGUCGGCGAUCCUUCCCAAUAAAUCGCAGCUGAAAGAGCUGAUAGUCGACUACUUCGACAUCAGCGCCGAGGCCUCCAAGAUCUGCAGCCGGCUGCUCAACGGCAUCAACGAGGUCCAGUCCAACCACAGCCUCAUCCAAGCCCUGCUCGACGCCGCCAUUGACGAUCGAGACCAGUUCGGAUCCGUCCUUUCGGAGCUCCAGUCAUUCAUGGCGCUCAAGAACCCGUUUUCCGAUCUCAACAAGCAGGAUUUCAAGCUGAUCAGCGAGAAAUACUCCUCGGUGUUGCAGCUUCUUAAUUCAAAGAGGAAGAAGGUGGCCAGGAAAAUGAAGCUGAUAGCCUGCUUGAACAAGGCAUCCGGGAUCUUUGUAACCGCCGCCAGCGUCUUGGUCGCCGUGGCGGCGGUAAUGGUGGCGGCGCACACGUUGGCUGCGGUGGUGCUGGGGCCGGCGAUCUUCAUCGGCCUGGCGCGACCACUAAAGAAGAAGAAGAAGAAGCUAAAGCUUGCUAACUUGAUGAUGAGAAUGGGGUUCCUGAGGAGAGUGGGGGAGCAGCUGGACGUGGCGGCGAAGGGGACAUAUAUACUGAACAGAGACUUCGACACGAUGAGCCGGCUGGUGGAGCGGCUGGACGACGAGAUGGAGCGGAAGAAGGCGAUGAUAGAGGCGUGCUUGGAGAGGAGGGAAAGGUUCUUCUGGGUGCAGGUGCUGAGGGAGAUGAAGAAGGGGGAUUUAGGGUUCAGACAGCAGGUGGAGGAGCUGGAAGAACACGUUUACCUCUGCCUUGUCACCAUUAACAGGGCUCGAGCUCUGGUGGCCAACCAAAUUGCACAAGCUCCGUCUCUCUCGGACGCUUCUUAAUUAAUUUGCUGCUGUUCAUGGAUAUUGCGGCCGCCGUCCUGGAAAACAACCUUAAUUUGAUCGAUACUUCUGUUUUUCAGUGUGUAAUUAUUAAUAAAUGCUGGCUGAGCAUAUCUUGUUUGAUCAUCGUGUAAUUGGUUAGCGCAAAA